UAAACCCACCUCCUUCUUCACCAGCCUCUGCGUUUAAUAACAGUAGCUAGUUACCAUUUUUGCAGUGGCUGGAUCGAUCCACAGCUGAAAAAUGAACUACUACUUUGAAAACCCUAAUCCAAACCCUAAUUAUGGCGGCGUGAAUAAUAUGGAGGUGGUGGCUUCUUCCCCAUCUGAGUUCAUCUUAUCCGAUUACCUCAUGUUCGAGGAUGUUGCAGAAGACGAUCAUCGUCAAGAACAUGAUUGGUCACAUCAGAGCACAGAAUCAUCGGAGAAGGCGAACAGUACUGAGUUUAGCACUGGUGCAACAUCGGACAUCAGCUACAACAACAUGGAAUGUGAAGAUGGGGGAAAGCGAAACUUUAGAACACAAGUGACGCAAAGGAUCGCGUUUAGGACAAGAUCGGAGCUUGAUGUUAUGGAUGAUGGAUACAAAUGGAGGAAAUACGGAAAGAAAUCUGUGAAGAGUAAUCCAAAUCCAAGGAACUACUACAAGUGUGGAAGUGAAGGAUGCAAUGUGAAGAAGAGAGUGGAAAGGGACACAGAGGAUGCGAACUAUGUGAUCACAACCUAUGAAGGCGUUCACAAUCAUGAGAGCCCCUCUUCAGCCUAUUAUUCCCAACUGCUUCAUCCUAAUUAUAAUUUCCACUCUUCUUCUGCUAACUCAUCCUCCACUACCACUUCCUAGAUACAUAUUAUUACUUUUUAAUUAAUUAUUAAUAUUUUAAUUUGUACUAGUACUAAUCACCUUUGAGUUAUUCUCAUCAAGCCGCUUUGUAUAUUUCAUCUUAAUGUUAUCAAAUUACCACACA
Molecule: messenger RNA, 812 nt
Organism: Neltuma alba
Lineage: Eukaryota; Viridiplantae; Streptophyta; Magnoliopsida; Fabales; Fabaceae
Product: probable WRKY transcription factor 51
Exons: 3
Coding region: 92-688 (198 amino acids)
Biological process (GO): regulation of DNA-templated transcription
Molecular function (GO): sequence-specific DNA binding; DNA-binding transcription factor activity
Source: RefSeq, a predicted model, not a curated record